GGAACUGUAACAAUUUUGCUGUGCUUUGCCCUGUGCAAACAGAAGACUCAGGACCUGCCUAGUUGUAUGAAUAACAAGCUAUGAACUCUGUACAUCUGCACGUGGCACUAAAUGAUGGUCACUUCAUCCCUGUACUGGGGUUUGGAACCACUGUGCCUCAGAAGGUACCUAAGGAUGAAGUUAUCAAGGCUACUAAAAUAGCUAUAGACACUGGAUUCCGCCAUUUUGAUUCGGCUCAUUUGUACAAAGUAGAAGAGGAAGUAGGACAGGCCAUUAGGAGCAAGAUUGCAGAUGGCACCGUGAAGAGAGAAGACAUAUUUUAUACUUCAAAGCUUUGGAGCACUUUCCAUCGACCGGAAUUGGUCCGGUCUUGCUUAGAGAUGACCUUGAAGGCCACACAGCUGGACUAUGUUGAUCUUUAUGUUAUACAUUUCCCAAUGGCUCUGCAGCCAGGAAAUCAGUUUUUUCCACGAGACGAACAUGGAAAACUGCUGGUUGACGAAGUGGAUCUGUGUGACACAUGGGAGGCCAUGGAGAAGUGUAAGGAUGCAGGACUGGCUAAGUCCAUCGGGGUGUCCAACUUUAACCGCAGGCAGCUGGAGAUGAUCCUGAACAAACCGGGGCUCAAGUACAAGCCUGUGUGCAACCAGGUAGAAUGCCAUCUUUAUCUCAACCAGAGCAAAAUGCUGGACUAUUGUAAGUCAAAAGACAUCGCUCUUGUUUCCUACUGUACAUUGGGGAGUUCUCGAGACGCAACCUGGGUGGAUCAGAAUAGUCCAGUCCUCUUAGAUGAUCCAGUUCUUUGUACCAUUGCAAAAAAGUACAAGAAAACACCAGCGCUGGUUGCUCUUCGUUACCAUUUGCAGCGUGGCGUUGUGGUCCUGACCAGGAGCUUCAAUGAGAAGCGCAUCAGAGAGAACAUGCAGGUUUUUGAAUUCCAGUUGACUCCAGAGGACAUGAAAGUCCUAGAUGGCUUGAACAGAAAUUUAAGAUACAAUCCUGCAUAUUAUUUUAAUGGACAUCCCAAUCACCCAUUUGCCGAUGAAUAUUAACAUGAAGGCCAUUGUCAGAAUUCCCGCCAGAAUAUCUGUGU
This is a messenger RNA of Acomys russatus (golden spiny mouse), 1093 nucleotides long. Its product is annotated as 3-alpha-hydroxysteroid dehydrogenase. Gene Ontology annotation, cellular component: cytosol. NCBI's taxonomy places the organism in Eukaryota, Metazoa, Chordata, Mammalia, Rodentia, Muridae. The transcript is spliced from 9 exons. The record is from RefSeq and is a predicted model, not a curated record. Gene Ontology annotation, biological process: progesterone metabolic process; doxorubicin metabolic process; prostaglandin metabolic process. Gene Ontology annotation, molecular function: androsterone dehydrogenase [NAD(P)+] activity; aldose reductase (NADPH) activity; ketosteroid monooxygenase activity. The coding region runs from base 81 to 1052 and encodes 323 amino acids.